Messenger RNA from Odocoileus virginianus texanus, 1927 nucleotides. The record is from RefSeq and is a predicted model, not a curated record. Lineage: Eukaryota; Metazoa; Chordata; Mammalia; Artiodactyla; Cervidae.
UAGGGCCGGUUCUGCUUUGCACAAGACCCCACCCUUACCCUAAGGGUACAUGCAGCGAUGCCCCUCUCCAUGAGGCAGGGCAGGGCCUGCAGAGGCGUGUGUGUGCAGCUACAAAAUGUGGUGCCCCAGGCUGUCCCCAGAGGAGCCUCAGCCUGCUGCGUGAGUGCUGGCAUCUGCUCGAGGGUGGGGUCUCAGAGGCCCCGCCUACCUCCCUGCCCCUGCAGCUGGAGACCCCGCCCACACCCUGUCCCCUGCAGAAAGUUGCAGCUCUCUUUGUCAGCCCAGGGCCAGCGUUCCCCUGAGGGAGUUUUGGAAGGACAGCAGCAGUGGGGAUGGGGCCAGGUGUGGGGCUCCAGCAUCUGUGGACUCCUGCCAGCCCUGUUGCCUGGGUUUGGCUGGCGUGAGAGAUGGGGGGUGGACUUGUUUCUAAUGAUGCUCUAGUAGGGGGCGCUGAGCCCCGUUCGCAUCCAGGUGGGCACUUUUCCCUUCCAAGGGCUGAAGGUCUGGGUGGGGCUGGCUUGGACGUAUCUGGAUCUCAGAUGUGCAGUUGUCUGUCUGGGGACACUGAGACCCGUGCUUCUGCGCAGAGCAGGCAGAAGGCCAGGGCCGGUCAGUCCCUGGAUAGAGCUGGUGGUAAGGAGUUAGGGCAGGAAGGCCAGAUGGCAGAGACCAGCUCUGGCCUUGGCUCAGCCAGGAGGGGGGAUGGAGGUGCCCCAAGCCAGCAGCUCCCUCCUGAGCGCCGCUCGGGUCCUAGGCUGGGAGCCCUUACUGGUGCAUGUGUUCCAGGAGACCCAGCUGGAACCAUGGGGAACAAAGGAGGACAGAGAGGGAGCAGGGCCUCCCCCAAGGGUCUGCAGGGCCGUCACCCCUAGCUGGAGAUGGCAGAGGCUGGAGGCUGACGGGCAGUGAACCCCUGACCAUCCUCCCGCUGACCCUGGAGCCGGAAGCAGUUGCCCAGGCCCACUACAAGGCCUGUGACCGGCUGAAGCUGGAGCGCAAGCAGCGGCGCAUGUGCCGCCGGGACCCGGGUGUGGCCGAGACGCUGGUGGAGGCGGUCAGCAUGAGUGCCCUCGAGUGCCAGUACCAGUUCCGCUUUGAACGCUGGAACUGCACCUUGGAGGGCCGCUACCGGGCCAGCCUCCUCAAGCGAGGCUUCAAGGAGACAGCCUUCCUUUACGCCAUCUCCUCCGCUGGCCUGACGCACGCGCUGGCCAAGGCUUGCAGUGCAGGCCGCAUGGAACGCUGCACUUGCGAUGAGGCGCCUGACUUGGAGAACCGCGAGGCCUGGCAGUGGGGCGGCUGCGGAGACAACCUCAAGUACAGCAGCAAGUUCGUCAAGGAGUUCCUGGGCCGGCGGUCUAGCAAGGAUCUGCGAGCCCGCGUGGACUUCCACAACAACCUCGUGGGUGUGAAGGUGAUCAAGGCCGGGGUGGAGACGACGUGCAAAUGCCAUGGCGUGUCCGGCUCGUGCACCGUGCGGACGUGCUGGCGGCAGCUGGCGCCCUUCCACGAGGUGGGCAAGCGCCUGAAGCACAAGUACGAGACGGCCCUCAAGGUGGGCAGCACCACCAACGAGGCCACCGGCGAGGCCGGCGCCAUCUCGGCCCCGCGGGGCCGGGGCGCCGGGCCGGGUGGCGGCGACCCGCUGCCCCGCACACCGGAGCUGGUGCACCUGGACGACUCCCCCAGCUUCUGCGUGGCCGGCCGCUUCUCCCCCGGCACCGCCGGCCGCAGGUGCCACCGCGAGAAGAACUGCGAGAGCAUCUGCUGCGGGCGUGGCCACAACACGCAGAGCCGGGUGGUGACCCGGCCCUGUCAGUGCCAGGUGCGCUGGUGCUGCUACGUGGAGUGCAGGCAGUGCACCCAGCGGGAGGAGGUCUACACCUGCAAGGGCUGAGCCCCGGGCCUGGCCAGGCUGCUGCAGGGG